Messenger RNA from Spinacia oleracea (spinach), 1732 nucleotides. RefSeq names its product mRNA-decapping enzyme-like protein. The record is from RefSeq and is a predicted model, not a curated record. NCBI's taxonomy places the organism in Eukaryota, Viridiplantae, Streptophyta, Magnoliopsida, Caryophyllales, Amaranthaceae. The coding region runs from base 166 to 1260 and encodes 364 amino acids. The transcript has 8 exons. Gene Ontology annotation, biological process: positive regulation of catalytic activity; deadenylation-dependent decapping of nuclear-transcribed mRNA; deadenylation-independent decapping of nuclear-transcribed mRNA. Gene Ontology annotation, molecular function: mRNA binding; enzyme activator activity. Gene Ontology annotation, cellular component: P-body.
AAAGCGAAGAAAUUGAAAUCGUGACAAAGCUCGCUCAUUGGAAACAGACGACUGCCAUCUUUCUGCCAUCCCCAGAUCUUCUCCCCUUUUUUCUCUCUCCUCUUUCCCCUGUAAAAUAAAGAAAUCGAGGUUUAGGGUUUGGCCCUAAAUCAAUUCGAAAAAACGAUGCCUCAAAGUGGGAAAUUGAUGCCUAAUUUGGAUCAACAAAGCAAAAAACUCCUCAAUCUCACUGUUCUUCAGCGAUUCGAUCCAUGCAUUCAAGAUAUUCUUUUCACUGCUGCUCAUGUCGCCAUUUACGAAUUCAGCAUGGGUCAAAAUCAAUGGAGCCGUAAGGAUGUUCAGGGCUCCCUUUUUGUUGUUAAAAGGAGUGAAGAUCCUUGGUAUCAGUUUAUUGUGAUGAAUCAAAGGAAUACAGAAAACCUUGUGGAGAAUCUCUCAGGGAAUUUCGAAUUUGACGUUCAAGUUCCUUAUAUUUUAUACAAAAAUGUUGUUCAAGAAGUUAAUGGCAUAUGGUUUUAUAAUACACCAGAAAUCGAGGAGGUUGCUGAUCUCUUUAACAGGAUCAUUGCGUCGUUUACGAGUUCUUCAGAGCCAUUGGUAGACAAAAGCGAGUUUAAGGAAGUUGAGCCUGUCCCAUCCGCGUCAGUGAUGGAAAGCCCAUUGGAGCUAUCAACUGGCUUAUCAGCUUCCGUUAGUGCAGCUGGUGUUUCUGAGAUUAGUUCUAUCGCAAGAUUUUUCAAUGUGGCAAACAAUGUUUCAGAAAAGCCAGUGCAAACUUAUCAUCCUUCUAGUGAACAUUUGACAUUGAUAGGCACGUCCAGUCUGAUGCCUACUUCUACUGGGCUGCUUCAAGUACCUUCAGGGGCCACAUCUGCUCCAACUGUUCAUCUAAUUCAUCAUCAUGAUGGUUCUGAUUCAAAUUACAGAAGCAAUCAGAUAGCAAAUCUUGUUACGCCUGCAAUCUUUCAAACCCCCCAUCCCUCUUCAUCUGCAGUUUCACAGCAACCUCUUUCAUCAUCCUUGCCACACACUACUCUGCAGCCUUCAUUAACUUUGCAGCGCCCAUAUGGUGCCCCAUUUCUCCAACCUUACCCUCCGCCAGCACCAUCGCCAUUUCUUACACCACAUAGUGCUGCUGCACCAAUCCUUGGACCUGUUAUUGAUCGGGGCAAAGUUCGUGAAGCUCUUCUGACGCUUGUCCAGGACAACCAAUUCAUCGAUAUGUUCUGCAAAGCCUUACAGCACGUUCACCAAGUGUAAGCAUAUUGUAGAAGUGGCCGGGUGUUCUGAGGACGUUUGUACAGGACUUGUGUAUUUGCCAUUCCCAUUUUGGGUUGCAUAAUAUUGAAGCAAGAAGCUAUGCCCUUCGAGGGCUUCCAGCAUUUCGUUGCAUGUUAGGGGCUGAAAUGCGACAGCCGAUCUUGGGUAGGAACUUGUUUCCAGCUUGAAUUGCCAACUUCGGAAAGCGCAGUUCAUAAUCUCUGUCAGUAUCAAAGUAUGGUAUCAGUCUGUGGCUGUUAGAGAGAUUAUCUUCACUUCAUCUUAGGUUUUUGUUGGGAUUAGUGUCAUUGGGUUUGUGGUCUAUGUAAUCCAUUUUACUUCUGAACUAUUGAUGAAUAUACAGGUAGCCGAACAUAGCUCAGAGAAGAAUACAGGUCAAUGGAAUAAUGUCCUUGUAAUAAGACAGUUGAACUUUCUUUUAUUAUGACUAAAAAGAAAAUAAUUGCUGCAA